AUGCCUACAACAACCUUUAAAUUAAACACCGGCGCAAGCUUACCUGCCAUUGGACUUGGAACAUGGCAAUCAAAGCCAAAAGAAGUUUACACUGCUGUUUUAACUGCAUUGAAGGCUGGCUAUCGACAUAUCGAUACUGCCUUUGUCUAUCGAAAUGAAAAAGAAGUUGGACAGGCAAUUAAAGACAGUGGCAUUCCUCGCGAUCAACUGUUUAUUACAACUAAGCUCUGGAACACAAGUCAUCGCCCUGACCUUGUUCAAAAGGCCAUUGAAGUCUCUCUUGCCAAUCUUCAACUGGAUUACUUGGACUUGUAUUUGAUGCAUUGGCCAAUUGCGUUUAAGCCUUCUGAACAUAACAUGCCCAAGAAUGAACAAGGAAAAAUUGCUGUCGAUUUAUCCAUUGAUUUUGUAGACACAUAUGCUGCAAUGGAAAAACUUGUUGCGUUGGGCAAGACACGCGCUAUUGGUGUAAGCAACUUCAAUAUUCCUAACCUUGAUCGACUAUUGAAAAACUGCAAGAUUCCUCCAGCUGUCAAUCAGGUUGAAUUACACCCUUAUUUGCCUCAACCUGAACUUGUUGAGUUUUGUCAAAAGAACAAUGUUCAUGUCACUGCUUACUCUCCUCUUGGGGCUACCAAUUCACCUUUGAUGAAAGAAAAAGUCGUACUCGAUAUUGCUCAAAAGCAUCAUGCCUCUUUUGCUCAAGUACUUUUGGCUUGGGGUAUUCAACGUGGUUGCUCUGUCAUUCCAAAGAGUGUUACACCCUCCAGAAUUGUAUCCAACUUUGAAGUAAUUCAGCUUGACAAAGCAGAAUUUGAAGCUUUAGAACAUAUCGCAAAGCAAAAGCAACCUAAGCGUCUAGUUGAUCCUUCGCCUUUCUGGGGUGUAGAUAUUUACAAGGCCAAAUUGUAAUAAAUAAGA
This is a messenger RNA of Gilbertella persicaria, 921 nucleotides long. Its product is annotated as NADP-dependent oxidoreductase domain-containing protein. NCBI's taxonomy places the organism in Eukaryota, Fungi, Mucoromycota, Mucoromycetes, Mucorales, Choanephoraceae. The transcript is spliced from 10 exons. The record is from RefSeq and is a predicted model, not a curated record. Bases 1 to 912 code for a protein of 303 amino acids. Gene Ontology annotation, molecular function: aldose reductase (NADPH) activity. Gene Ontology annotation, cellular component: cytosol.